AUGUUUGCCUUCACCUCAAUUGGUGGUAAAGUUGAUUGUGGUUUGAAUGAUGGUCGUGGACCUCCUCAAUUUGUUAUAAGUGGCCAAAAUUAUCAUCGAAUUGGCAGUUUACUUCCAUCCGAAGGUGAUAAUCCAAAAUUUGCUCAAUUGUACAUAUAUGAUACGAGGAAUGAGAUCCAUAACAGAAUGAAGCAUUUUAGUGAUUAUGAUGGUAAAUGCAAUCUUGAGCCUGGUUUAGUGGUGGACUUGCUUAAGAUGGUUGAUGAGCACAAUGUUUUAGCCAAGUCAUUUAGAAGUGUAAGAGAUCAUGUUGAAGAAUUUGAUUCCAAUGAGGUUGCUUUAAGGUUAUUUAGGAAUCGUGUUAAUGAUUCCAAUACAUACAAUCUCCCAAGCGUAGAUGAAGUUACUGCUUUAAUUGUUGGUGAUUUUGAUAGUUCUGACUGUGGUCGUGAUGUUAUUCUACGCUCAACAAGUGGUAAGUUAGAAAGAAUCUUUGAGACUCAUUCAUCAUUUUUGCCCUUACAAUAUCCAUUGUUGUUCCCAUAUGGGGAGGGAGGAUUUUCAAAUGAAAUUGAGUUUGGUGGCGUUAACUUCAAUAGUGAAAUCUACAAGCGAGAGAACAUGUCAAUGCGUGAAUGGGUUUCAUUUAGGCUUCAGGAAAGACAAUUUGAGUGCAGGAGAAUAACAUUGUCUCGGCGUUUGCUGCAACAAUUUGUUGUUGAUUGCUACUCAAUGAUUGAAUCCAAUAGGUUGCAUUACAUAAGGUACAAUCAGGACACUAUUCGUAGAGAUUUUUUAUCAGGGAUUGAGGACGCUAUUACUCGUGGUGAUACUGAUGCCUCAACAGUUGGCUCUAGAAUAUUCCUUCCUUCAUCUUUUACUGGGGGUAGGCGGUAUAUGUUUGAUAAUUGCCAAGAUGCUAUGGAUAUUUGUGGAACUUACGGAUAUCCUGAUUUGUUUCUUACAAUGACAUGCAAUCCUAAGUGGCCUGAGAUUGAUCGGCAUGUUUCAAGAUAUUUUUUGUCAGCGUAUGAUCGUCCAGAUAUAUCAUGUCGAGUCUUUCGUAUGAAAUUGGCGCAACUAAUGACAGAUCUCAAGAAAGGGGAGUUUUUUGGGAAGGUCAUUGCUGGUAUGUAUAGCAUUGAAUUUCAGAAGAGAGGUUUACCACAUGCUCACAUUUUGUUGUGGCUUGGUCUUGGGGACAAGCUUAAAACUACUGAAAUGAUAGACUCGGUUAUAUGUGCUGAGCUACCAGAUCCUGAUCUCUACCCUGAAUUGUUUGAUUGUGUGUCAAAUUAUAUGGUUCAUGGACCUUGUGGACUAAGUAGGAAGGAAACUCCUUGCAUGAAGAAUGACCGGUGUUCCAAAUUUUUCCCGAAAAAAUAUGCAGAUGCUACAUCAUUUGACAAUGAUGGGUAUCCUAUUUAUAGGAGGAGGAACACUGGGAUUUCAACCAACAGAAGGGGAGUUGAUUUAGACAAUGGUUUUGUUGUGCCAUACAAUCCCAAACUGCUUAUGAAAUACCAAGCUCAUAUCAACAUUGAGUAUUGCAAUAAGUCAAACUCUAUAAAAUACCUGUUCAAAUAUGUACACAAAGGAGUUGAUAGAGUAACAAUGUCUAUGUCUGCUGGUAAAAAUAAUCAUGAUCAGAAAGCUGAAGUGGAUGAAAUCAAACAAUAUUUUGAUUGUAGAUACUUGUCUCCAUGUGAAGCUGCAUGGAGAAUUUUCAAAUUUGAAAUCCACCAUAAAUGGCCACAUGUUCAGAAACUCACGUACCAUUUACCUAGGAAGCAAGUUGUUUUGUUUAAGGAAAAUCAAUCAAUCGAAGAGGUACUUAAGAAGAACGAAGUUAAGAACAGCAUGUUCCUAGCGUGGAUGGAGGCCAAUUCUAAGUAUCCGGAGGGUAGAGAGCUAACAUAUGUUCAGUUUCCAGGAUCAUUUGUUUAUGAUCCGAGUAGCAGAUCAUGGCAUCCGAGGAAACAGGGUUUGACUAUUGGGCGAAUAAAUUUUGUGCCCCCUGGUUCAGGUGAAUUAUAUUACUUGAGGUUGUUGUUGAAUGUGCAAAGAGGUUGUACAAGCUUUGAAGAUUUGAGAUCAGUUAAGAGUAAUGUACAUGACAGUUUCCGUGAUGCAUGUGUCUCAUUGGGGUUGUUGAAGGAUGAUGGUGAGUAUAUUAAUGGUAUAUUGGAUGUGGGAACCAUAUCUUCGGGAUUAUAUUGUAGAGGCUUAUUUGUUUCAUUCCUAUUAGCAAAUUCCAUGUCUAAUCCCCUCAAGGUAUGGAAGGAAACUUGGCAUGUACUGGUUGAUGGAAUCCUUUAUGAUUUACGAAAGAAACAUAAUAAUAAAGAAUUGAAUAUUGAUGAGGAAGAAUUGAAGGGUUUGUGCUUAAUGGAGAUAGAGAAAGUGUUGAUGGUAAAUGGAAGAUCAUUGAAAGAUUACUCUAACAUGCCACAAGUUGAUCCUAAUAUUCUGAACCAGUAUGGUAAUGUUCUAUUAUUCAAUGAGCUUAACUUUGAUAUUAUUGAGAUGAAGAAAUUGCACCUUGAUUUUUUCAAUAAGAUGAAUAGUGGGCAAGCUAAGGUAUACGAUGAGAUUAUUUCUGCGGUGAAUAAGGAUAAUGGCGGUUUUUUCUUUGUUAAUGGUCAUGGUGGAACAGGCAAAACAUUUUUAUGGAAAACAUUGACUUACAGGCUUAGAUCAGAGGAAAAAAUUAUAUUGAAUGUUGCUUCAAGUGGCAUAGCUUCUUUGUUACUACCUGGUGGUCGAACCGCACAUUCACUUUUUUGCAUUCCGCUUAAUGUUAAUGAAGAUUCAUGUUGUGGGAUUGUUCAAGGUAGUCCAAAAGCUGAGUUACUUCAGUUAACCAGUUUGAUUAUUUGGGAUGAAGCACCAAUGGUUAGUAGAUAUGCGUUUGAAGCAUUGGACAAGUCAUUGAGAGAUAUCAUGAGAGUCAUUGAUCCCGAAAACUUUGAUCUACCAUUUGGGGGCAAAGUUGUUGUCCUAGGUGGCGAUUUUAGACAAAUUUUACCAGUUAUUCCCAAGGGUAGUAGAGCUGAGGUUGUUAUGGCUACCAUCAAUUCAUCCCGCUUGUGGAGAUUCUGCAAGGUUCUCACAUUAACAGAAAACAUGCGUUUGCUUGGUAACUUGAACAAUCUUGAGGUUGAAGAGGUUAAGUAUUUUGCCAAAUGGGUUCUUGAUGUUGGAGAUGGUAAUUUAGGAGACUAUAAUGAUGGUGAAUCUUUUAUAAAAGUGCCUGAGGAAACAUUGAUCCAACAGUCAUCCAAUCCUGUGUUUGAUAUUGUACAAACUAUGUUUCCCAAUAUUCUUCAGAAGAUUGGAUGUGCUGAGUAUUAUCAAGACAAGGCUAUACUUGCUCCUACAUUGGAUGCAGUUGAUAUGGUUAAUAAAUAUGUGUUGUCACUAUUUCCUGGUGAGGGGACGACCUAUUUAAGCUCUGAUUCAGUAUGGGGUAUCGAUGAAGAGCUUGGCAUUGAAGCUGAUUGGUUGACAACUGAAUUUCUUAAUGAUAUCAAGUGUUCUGGUAUUCCAGAUCAUGAGUUGGUGUUGAAGAUAGGAACUCCUGUGAUGCUCAUGCGAAAUCUAGAUAUAUCUACUGGAUUAUGCAAUGGAACUAGGCUUAUUGUUAACCAUCUUCGUCCAAAUGUUGUUGGAGGUAUUGUCAUCUCUGGCACACAUGCUGGUAGGCAAACUUUCAUUGGUAGGAUGAACAUGAUUCCAAGUGAUCAGAGUAUGCCCAUUAGGUUUCAAAGAAGACAAUUUCCUCUUCUUGUCUCAUUUGCCAUGACUAUUAAUAAGAGCCAAGGUCAAACACUAUCAGAUGUUGGUGUUUAUUUGCCAAGUCCUGUUUUUUCACAUGGGCAGUUGUAUGUUGUUGUUUCUCGUGUGAAGACGAGAUCUGGUUUGAAGAUCCUAAUAUGCAACGAGGAUGUUAGGGAACGAGAUGUAACAAAAAACAUUGUUUAUAAGGAGGUUUUUCAAAAAAUCUACAAUUGA
This is a messenger RNA of Lotus japonicus, 4014 nucleotides long. RefSeq lists its product as uncharacterized. The coding region runs from base 1 to 4014 and encodes 1337 amino acids. NCBI's taxonomy places the organism in Eukaryota, Viridiplantae, Streptophyta, Magnoliopsida, Fabales, Fabaceae. Gene Ontology annotation, molecular function: DNA helicase activity. Gene Ontology annotation, biological process: DNA repair; telomere maintenance. The transcript has 4 exons. The record is from RefSeq and is a predicted model, not a curated record.